Miscanthus lutarioriparius is the source of this 309-nucleotide messenger RNA. Lineage: Eukaryota; Viridiplantae; Streptophyta; Magnoliopsida; Poales; Poaceae. The record is from the annotation of a GenBank genome assembly.
AUGGCGGCAUGGAUUGACAUUGUCAGCAUAUGGCAGCCUGUAGAGAAUGUAAUUAUGGUUCGAUGGAUUGUCAAUGGCAUCCCUAGAGUUCCGUGGGAGGGCAAUGGUCGCUUUGAUGGCACCUCAGAGUAUAAGUUGGAUAAAAAUGGAAAGAUCUAUGAACAUAAGGUGGACAAUAUUGCCAGGAAUUCACCAACAAAGUUCAAGAUUUUAUUUACCAUUCCUGUCCGUUAUCGUGUAUUCGACUACAUUGUAUCGUUCCUGAUAUCCCGGAUUUCUUGUUUCUUUUUACCUGACCGACAUUCCUGA